Gekko japonicus is the source of this 4008-nucleotide messenger RNA. Its product is annotated as zinc finger protein 585A-like. The record is from RefSeq and is a predicted model, not a curated record. Bases 1 to 3810 code for a protein of 1269 amino acids. Lineage: Eukaryota; Metazoa; Chordata; Lepidosauria; Squamata; Gekkonidae. Gene Ontology annotation, molecular function: RNA polymerase II cis-regulatory region sequence-specific DNA binding; DNA-binding transcription factor activity, RNA polymerase II-specific. Gene Ontology annotation, biological process: regulation of transcription by RNA polymerase II. The transcript is spliced from 6 exons.
AUGCCCUGGAAGAGCUUCAGAAUAUAUUCCAGGAGGAGGAAUCUGAGGAAGAUUUCUUGCGUUUCCCAGAAGACAGCACAGGGGACGAAGCAAGUGAUGGGGGGAGCUGGCACCGACCAGACGGCACCUCAUCACAGGAAUCAUCCGAAGAAGAAAGCAGCCUCAGUGAGGAUCCUGGAGCUUCCGGGGCUGGCUGCUCUCGCUGCGCAGCGAUUGACCGUUCAGCUGAGAUCAGGCCUUCAGCUUUUCCUGACCCCGGCUGUGAUGAGCCACCUGCUACACUUCACCAACAAAUUUGGAGGAGAGGUGUUUGGGCAACAUUGGAGUCCCCUGUCGGAAGAUGAACUGUGGGCAUACCUAGGCCUACGCAUUCUGGCGGGAGCUUUCAGGUCCGCAGGAGAGAAUAUGGAGGACCUCUGGUCUCCCGUGCACGGCAGGCCACACUUCAAGGCGACGAUGUCGAUUGCGGCUUUCAAAAAAAUCAACAGGGUCCUUCGGUUCGAUGACCGGCAGGAACGCAGGCGAAUCGAUAACAGUGACAAACUUGCUCCGGUCCGCGAUUUCUUGGCCUUAUUCAGAGAUACCCUUGCAAAACCCUUCAUCCCAGGUGACAGUGUUAUGGUUGGUGAACAACUAGUGGCUUUCAGGGGAAGGUGCCCAAUCAUGCAGUACGUGCCAUCUAAACCUGCAAAAUAUGGCAUAAAAUUCUGGAUGUGCUGUGACUCCAGAACCAGUUAUGUCCACAACGUGGACAUCUAUUCAGGGAGGGUAGAAGGUGCUCCAGCUGCAGAGAGUCUGGGACAAAGGGUGGUGUUGCAGCUCACGGAACAUUUGCGUGGAUCAGGGAGAAAUGUCACCACAGGCGAUUUCUUUACAAGCGCAGCGCUGGCAAGGGAGCUUGGAAAGAAUGAGAUGACUCUGGUGGGCACACUAGGAAAACGAAACCCAGAAAUCCCACUGGAGUUUCUGCCCAACAAAAAGAGGACUGUCCUGAGUUCGAUUUUUGGCUUCCAGGACGACUUAACUCUAGUCAGCUAUGUGCCAAAGAAGGGGAAAGCGGCGAUUUUGCUUUCAUCGAUGCACAAUUCAGCCACGGUUUCAGGACCAAGAUCAACGCCGGAAAUAAUAAUACAUGUCUCCUACGAUGUCUCAAAAAUCAACGCGUCACUUUUCCAUGUUAAAGGGUUUCCUGGUGUGAUCAUAAAAGUAGAACCAGAAGAGGAACCCUGGGUCUCGGACCUCCAGGCUGAGGGGACGGCGACUGUGUUGGGUGCCCAGUCAGGGAAUGAGUGUGUAAAAGAAGAGGAAGAGGAGAACUUUCUGCUGGGAAACACUAAACACGACAAAACGACGCUCGCGGUGGCCAAAGGGGGCGUGUUCCGUUAUCUGGGGAAGUCAGAUCAAUACAGGUCAGAAAAGCAGCUGGGAAAUUACCCUGGGAAGAGAGUUGGAAAGAAACCCUACAAAAGUUCCUAUUAUGGCAAAAUCUUCAUUUGGAGAAAAUACUUUCUCACUCAGGAGAAGGCUCAUACAGGGGAGAAACCGUACAAAUGUUCCAGUUGCGGGAAAACCUUCAACGUGAGAUCCUACCUCCUUGCCCAUGAGAGAACCCACACAGGGGAGAAGCCGCACAAGUGUUCGCUUUGUGGGAAAGGCUUCAAUGUGAGGUCGUACCUGAUCGCUCACUGGAGAACCCACACGGGAGAGAAGCCCCACAUCUGCUCGUUCUGUGGGAAAAGCUUCAGUGGGCGGUCGAACCUGAACAGGCACCAAAGGAGCCACACGGGGGAGAAGCCAUACACGUGCGCUGUCUGUGGGAGAAGCUUCAGUCACAAAGCUCACAUGAUCAGGCACGAGCGGAUCCACACAGGGGAGAAACCCUACAAGUGCUCGCAGUGUCUGAAGAGCUUCAGCCAGAGCUCGACCCUCAUCGCCCACGAGAGGACCCACACGGAAAAGCCGUACAAGUGCUCGCACUGCGAGAAGAGCUUCAGCCAGAGCUCUAAACUGGCCGCCCACGAGAGAACCCACACGGGAGAGAAACCCUAUGAGUGCCCCUCCUGCGGGAAAGGCUUCAAUCAUCGGUCCGAUUACAUCAUCCACGAGAGAACCCAUACGGGAGACAAACCGUACCCAUGUUCCAUCUGCGGGAAAGGCUUCAGCGGAAGGUCCAACCUGACGAGACACGAAAGAAGCCACACGGGAGAGAAGCCGUACCUCUGCUCACUCUGCGGGAAGGGCUUCUGCCACAAGGCCCACCUUCUCCGACACGAGAAAAUCCACACGGGGGAGAAGCCGUACAAAUGCGCGGCUUGUGGUGAGAGCUUCAAGCAUCGGACCGACCUCAUCGGCCAUGAGCGGAGUCAUUCGGGGGUCAAACAGUACACCUGUGCAGCCUGCGGGAAGAGCUUCAGCGGAAAAUCUAACCUGAACAGGCACAAAAGGAGCCACACGGGUGAAAAACCUUACUCCUGCCUGGUGUGCGGCAGAAGCUUCAGUCACAAGGCACACCUGAUCAGGCACGAGAGGAUCCAUACAGGAGAGAAACCAUAUAAAUGCUUAGUCUGUGGUAAAAACUUCAAUAGAAGAUACCAUCUUGAGGCACACACGAGAAUUCAUACUGGAGAGAAGCCAUAUAAAUGCUCAGAUUGUGGAAAGAGUUUCAGUUGGAAAACUUACCUUAUUGUCCACAGGAGAAACCAUACAGGAGAGAAACCGUUUACAUGCUCAGUCUGUGGGAAAAGCUUCAGUCAGAGUUCACACCUUGCUGGUCAUGAAAGAAGUCACAGAGGUGAAAAACCAUACUCAUGCUCAGCAUGUGGGAAAAGUUUUGGUAAAAGCUCACAGCUUCGUGUCCAUGAGCGAAUUCACACUGGUGAGAAACCAUACAAAUGCUCAGUCUGUGGGAAAUGUUUUAGGCAUAAAUCAAGUGUGGUUACACACAGGAGGAUUCAUAUGAAAGAAAGUCCAUGUGGGCCCUCCAUAUUUCACAGCAGCCUUAGAUGUGAAAAUAUACAGGGAGAUGAAAAUCCAUAUACCUGCUCCGUCUGUGGCAAAACCUUUGGUAACAGAUCAAUCCUUAGUACUCAUGAGCUGAUCCAUACAGGAGAAAAACCAUAUACAUGUUCAGUCUGUGGUAAAAACUUCGGUCAGAAAUCAUCUGUUAUGAGACACGAAAACAUUCACUCACCAAAGAAACAAUAUAAAUGCUCAGUCUGCAGUAAAAGCUUCAGUUGUAAGAAGCAACUAGUUAAGCACAAAAGAGCCCAUUCACGAGAAACAACAUACAAAUGCUCCAUCUGUGGUAGCAGCUUUAAUCAAAGAUCAAACCUUAUUGUGCAUGAGAAAAUUCACACGGGAGUCAAACCCUAUGCGUGUUCCAUCUGUGGGAAAAGCUUCAACCAAAGAUGUCAGUAUAGCCAGCAUGCUAGAGCUCAUAAAGAAGGAAAACCAUAUAUGUGUUCAUUCUGUGGCAGACGCUUCAAUCGCCAAACUUACUUCAUCAGGCAUGAAAAAACCCACACACAGGAGAAACCAUAUGCAUGCUCUUUAUGUGAUGAAAGCUUCAACUGCAGGACACACCUUAUUACACACAAGAGGGGUCACACAGGAGCUGUACCGUUAGCAUGCUCAGUCUGUGGUAAGAGUUUCAGUUGUAAAGCGCAUCUUGCUGUUCAUGAGAGAGUUCACACAGGAGAGAAACCCUAUUCAUGUUCUGUCUGUGGUAAAAGCUUCGCUCAAAGGUCAAAUCUUACUUGUCAUGAAAGAAUCCACAGAGAAAAGAAAAGUGUCUCAUCUCUUCCUAAAUAACGCAAGGACAAAGAAAUUCACAGCCAGCAUCAUGUACUGGUUAGAGGAUGAGACUAGAACCUGGUUAGCGGAUAAGACUGGCACCUGGUUCAAAUCUUCACUCUCCCGAGGAAGCUUGUUCUAUGACCUUGGAGCCUAACCUACCUCAUGGGAUUGCUGUUGUGAGGAUAAAGUGGAAGAGGAGAGAAUGAUGUUAUA